Messenger RNA from Hippocampus comes (tiger tail seahorse), 4851 nucleotides. It is a transcript of the gene kdrl, whose product is annotated as kinase insert domain receptor like. Bases 397 to 4317 code for a protein of 1306 amino acids. Gene Ontology annotation, biological process: angiogenesis; regulation of MAPK cascade; positive regulation of angiogenesis. The transcript has 30 exons. Gene Ontology annotation, molecular function: ATP binding; vascular endothelial growth factor receptor activity; growth factor binding. Gene Ontology annotation, cellular component: plasma membrane; signaling receptor complex. NCBI's taxonomy places the organism in Eukaryota, Metazoa, Chordata, Actinopteri, Syngnathiformes, Syngnathidae. The record is from RefSeq and is a predicted model, not a curated record.
GGCUGCUCAGUGUGUGCACACAGGCACUGAAAGGUUGUCCCUGGUUCAUCUUGGUUCUUAUUUUGCACCCUACACUCCGUACAAAAAAAAAAAAAAAAAAAUUAAUUAGACCUCUCUUGAAUUCAUCUGUUUGCUUGUAACGGGAGGGAGCACCUGCCCGGAGGAUACGGAACCAGAGAAGCGGGAGUAGGGGAGGAGAGGUUCCCCGCCGAACGCGUCAUGGCAGCGGGGAAAACCGCGGCUUGCUGACGCGCAUCCACCUGAGGCUUCUUUUGACAUUUGCAACUUCUCCGUCGAGGGAACUUUUGUCUUACGUACGGAAUUUCAAAGCCAACUACUACCGCGGACGAUUAUUUUUCAUUCUGGGAGGGGACUUUGUUGAAGCUUUUGAAAAGGAUGAUGCUGCUGUGUGCCUGCGUCAAGUUGGCAAUUAUCUUGAAUUGGUCGUCCUUCAUAAGUGGAUAUUUGGCGGACAAGCGCUUGCCUAAAAUCUGGCCUUCCGAGAAUCCAAUCGUUAUUCACCAAGGGGACCCUCUUCAUCUCACAUGCAGGGGGCACGGCCAGCUGCACUGGACACUUCCAAAGCCGGUGGGAUCCCGACAUGUCAUUUCUUGGGAGGGCAUGAAAGUGCAGCGGUGUGAUUCCAGACAUGCGGCGCACUGCAGCAAACUGACAAUCACACACUUGAAUGCCAGUCACACUGGGGAGUACAGUUGCGGUUACUCCAGAGGGGGGUCCGACCACGUUGCAUCCACAUACGUCUACGUCACAGAUCCAGAGCAGCCAUUUGUGGAGCCCUAUGAUCAGACACCUUACGCCCUGUUCAUCCUCAGGGAUCAGUCCAGCCUUGUGAUUCCUUGCCGUACAUCUUCUCCCAGUACUGUUGUGACACUAAACGAGCUGUCACCCUCCUCAGAGAAGAUUGACAAUGAAUGGGACCCAAAAGUGGGCUUCAGAAUUCCCUACACCCCCGAGACUGUGUACGACAUGUUAAUCUGCUCUGCCGUCGUCAAUGGUCAGGAGUUUCGCUCCAUGUACAUCCCCAAGAGACUGUCACUUUUUCUUGAGAAUGUGACAAUCACCCCGGAGCGGGUCAGGGUGUUGGUUGGCGACACACUCUUCCUCAACUGCACCGGAGUGACCACCUACGAUCAAAGAAUCAAGUUUACGUGGGAUUUUCCGAAAAAGAAUGAAAACCGCCAUUUCAUAAACAAGACCCAAGACACCCCCGCUCUUGCAUUUACAAUGAGCAAGGCAUUAGUCUUGCCCAACAUUUCAAUGGAGGACAAGGGCUUGUAUCGAUGCAAAGCUGAGAUUACACCCACCAAACAUAAGAAUGCCACAGCGAAGGUCAUUGUCUACGAGCACCCUUUCCUCAACAUCUCACACAGGCAUCUGGCUACAGUGGUUGUCAGGGAGGGCAGAAAGAGGCUGGUGUUCGACCCCAAGGUCAAUGCACUGCCACUACCAGAUACGUUGACAUGGUACAAAGACGGAGUCCCCAUCCUGAAGAAUUCUACCUGCUACAAGAUUUCCGGUUACAACUUGAUCAUCUCUGAUGUGCAGCAGAAACACGACGGGGUCUUCACCAUAAGCCUCGGAAACCAAGCCCAUCGCCUGUACCGGAACCUGAGCUACACGUUGGAAGUUGAGGUGAAGCCAAGUAUUUCCGAGUCAGAGUUUGCCCCUGUGGAUAUCCAGCCCUACAUGUUUGGCAAGCGCCACCAGCUGACCUGCACUGCCUCCGGCAGACCCGCGCCACAUAUCACCUGGCUCUGGCAACCUUGUCACACAGACUCGGUCCUCAAACAAUGCAUCUCGGAGACAACGGGGGUCACCGUUAUGGAAAAGGGAAAUGUCGGUAACAGAAUCGAGAGUAUAAGGACAAAGCCUGAAAUGGUUCAAGGAAAAAACAAGACUCGGAGCACCCUGGUGAUUGGAGAAGCCAGUGUGUCGGGAAAUUACUCCUGUUUGGCCCAGAAUGAAAAUGGCAAAAGCAUCAUGAGCAUCCCUUUCUUUGUUAGUGAUCAUCCCGAGCCCAUUUCCAUCCAGCCUCAGUCAGCCGUGGAGAAGGAUGACAUCACCUUGAGCUGCCGGGCUUCGCGUUAUCUCUACAUAGACCUGCAAUGGCUUGAUUCCCAGAAUCGAACCGUCACCUCAAACGUGUCCCGUCUCCAGCUUGACCGCUACUCAAUUGCCAUCUUGCUCCAUUUGCGAAACGUUAGCAAAAACAGCACUGCCGGUUACAAGUGUCGAGCUAUGAAGCUGCAAAAUAAGCUUGAAGUCAAGUCGGCGGCUUUGAAUGUGAUUGCGAGAAAGCAGCCCUGGCUGAGUCAAAAUCUCACUGAUCGGGACGUGAACAGCAGCAGCACACUGGUGCUGGCCUGCCUGGCUCAGGGGGUUCCUCACCCCAACAUCACAUGGUACAAAAACAGCGUUCAGCUGGAGGAAGGCCCAGGAAUCACCCUGAGGAAGGACGGCGCACUGAUCAUCGAGAGGGUGAAGAAGGACGACGAGGGUCUCUACGAGUGCGUGGCCAGGAACAGUGAGGGUGUCGUCAAGACCAGCGCUUUGGUCACUGUGCUCGGGGAAGAAGGGAAGCCAAACGUGGAGGUUAUAAUUCUAGUGUGCACUGGAGCCGCCGCCACCUUCCUCUGGCUCAUGCUCAUCCUCUUCAUUCGCAAGCUGAGAAAGCAACAGCCCGCGCACUACAAAAUGGGGCCGUCUAUCAUCAUUGACCCCGACGAGUGUCCUCUGGACGAGCAGAACGAUCUCCUCCAGUACGACAGCAGCAAAUGGGAGUUUCCCCGCGAUCGCCUCAGAUUAGGCAAAACUCUAGGCCACGGAGCGUUUGGAAAAGUGGUGGAGGCCUCUGCCUUUGGGAUUGACAAACUCUCCACCUGCAAGACUGUUGCAGUCAAGAUGCUGAAAGGCGGCGCCACAUCUAACGAGCGCAAAGCCCUGAUGUCGGAGCUCAAGAUCCUGAUUCACAUCGGCCACCACCUCAACGUGGUCAACCUGCUGGGCGCUUGCACCAAGCCUGGAGGGCCCUUGAUGAUGAUUGUGGAGUUCUGCAAAUACGGCAAUUUAUCCAACUACUUAAGAGGCAAGCGAGACGACUUUGUGGUUUACAAGGGCCAGGACGGCAAGGUCAUGUCGGGUACGGCGUGCGAACUGAGCGAGUUGAUGAAACGCCGCCUGGAGAGCGUGGCCAGCACGGGAAGCUCGGCCAGUUCCGGUUUCAUCGAAGAUAAGAGCUACUGCGACUCAGAGGAAGAGGAAGAAGAAUCGGAGGAUUUAUACAAGCGAGUUUUGACCUUGGAAGACUUGAUUUGCUACAGCUUCCAAGUCGCAAAGGGCAUGGAGUUUCUGGCCUCUCGCAAGUGCAUCCAUCGGGAUUUGGCCGCUCGAAAUAUCCUUCUCUCCGAGAAUAACGUGGUGAAGAUUUGCGACUUUGGGCUGGCCAGAGAUAUCUACAAGGACCCCGACUAUGUGCGCAAAGGAGAUGCCCGGUUGCCCCUGAAGUGGAUGGCUCCCGAGGCCAUUUUUGACAAGAUCUACACCACUCAGAGCGAUGUGUGGUCCUUCGGUGUUCUCAUGUGGGAGAUCUUCUCAUUGGGUGCGUCGCCGUACCCCGGUGUUCAAAUCGACGAGGAGUUUUGCUGCAGACUGAAAGAAGGCACCAGGAUGAGAGCCCCUGAAUACUCUUCCUCUGAAAUCUAUAAGACCAUGUUGGAGUGCUGGCAAGGGGAACCACAGGAACGGCCCACCUUCACCGAGCUGGUUGAACAGCUGGGAGACCUUCUUCAAGCCAGCGUGCAGCAGGGGGGGAAACACUACAUACCCGUCAACACCGACCUGCUGGCCAAAGUCGGCGAACUCGACGGCGGCAAGAUGACGGAAGAAACGCCCACCCGGCCCGUUUCGCAGCGAGACUCGGGCGGCGCCUGGAACAUCAAGAUCAGACCGGCAAGCGUCAAAACCUUUGAUGAAGUCACCAUGGAUGGCGAAGACAAUCAUGCUCACCAGGGCGUGCAGUGCGACAGUGGGAUGGGCCUGUCGUCUGACAACAUGAACACUCUGAAGAAACUGGAGACGCUCGCCGGACGACCUCUCAGCAUCAUGGCUCUGGCCAUGAAGGCGAUGAGCAGGAGCAAAGAGUCGGUCCUGAGCGAGCCCGACAAGGACAAGUACCCGCCAAGCGUCCCUCCUCUGGACCUCAACCUGGACGACUCGGCCUUGGACGCCGACCUCGAGUGUCACAGCCCGCCACCGGACUACAACUACGUGGUGCGCUACUCCACGCCGCCCGUUUAAGCUUUCACCUACGGCAAGCCUUCGAGCAUGCUCAGAGGGGAUUUCCCCUCGUGGCCGAACAGGGAGAACGUCGGCAAAACUGUGAAUUGUGAAACGAGCGAGCGGCCAAAUUGCGUCGUCCGACCGACGCGCCGGACUGACUUUGCGGAGCUCGGGCAUUUUGCUCCAAGUGAAAAGUGGCUCAGGUAUUUUCAGUCAGCUCCACAUCAGGCUUUUCUACUGUGAAAUGGCUCCACAAGGUCCAGCAAGCAACACGCAAGAGGAAAAGACACGCCUCAUGUUCAAAAGGGCAAGAUUUUGAAAGGAGAUGUGAUCAUUAUGCUUUGGGGUUUUUUUUUUUUUCUUUUCUUCACAAUAGUUCACAAGAGUCUUCAUAAUACACCGGUGACAACAUUUGCCAAGCACCUCCAUGUAAUCUUAACACCAUUUUAGAAUAACCAUCACAAUUUUUUAUUUUUUUUGCCACUAACAACAUAGCUGUGAACGCUUCACCUCACUUCAGCAUAGUUCCUUGAUGCUAAAACGCCGCAAAAA